CGGUGGGUGGACGUCAGGUGCCCACCAAAGAUGCUCUAUCAUUCCCUUCCUCGGCUGGACAGAGGAGAGAAAAUGCAAUGAAAGGGUCGUGGGUCGAGAUAAGGACAGGGAGAGAUCAUUUACCAGUUACUGUCACCGCCAGGACAGACUGGAUUUAGGAAAAUCGGUUGUUACACGUAGGUUGAUGCCUGUGAAAGAAAAAGAAGCCUCUCAGAAGGAAGUUAUUCUUCUGGCCAAGAUGAAGCAUGCAAAUAUUGUAACCUUCUAUGCUUCUUUUCAAGAAAAGAACAAGCUUUAUAUUGUGAUGGAAUACUGUGAUGGUGGAGACUUAAUGACACGGAUAAAUAUGCAGCAUGGAGUGCUGUUUGACGAGGACCAGAUUCUGAGUUGGUUUGUGCAGAUCUCUUUGGGUUUGAAGCAUAUUCACGACAAGAAGAUUUUACACAGAGAUAUAAAAGCACAGAAUGUUUUUCUUAGCAAUAAUGGAAAGGUAGCAAAGCUUGGGGACUUUGGCAUAGCAAGACAGUUGAACAGCACUACAGAGUUUGCUCAUACCUGUGUAGGGACCCCCUAUUACCUGUCACCUGAGAUCUGUGAAAAUCAACCAUACAACAAUAAAACAGAUAUUUGGUCUCUUGGCUGUGUGCUUUAUGAGCUAUGUGCACUGAAGCAUCCUUUUGAAGGCAAUAGUUUGCACCAGCUGGUGCUGAAGAUUUGCAGAGGCCAUUUUCACCCAGUGUCUCCGAACUAUUCGUAUGAUCUGAGGAUAUUAAUUUCCCAGUUGUUUAAAGUAUCUCCAAGAGAUCGACCGUCUAUUAAUUCUAUUCUAAGGAAGCCCUUCUUGCAGAAGCUCAUUCUCAGAUAUUUGCCCCCUGAGCUAAUACAGGAAGAACUCAGUCACACUGUGAUAUAUAGAAAAUGGCCUUCGUCAUCACAGUCUGGAGCCAAGCUGAUACAAGAUACACUUCAAAAAAGGAGAGCCCAGGACCAAGUUUCUCCAGAAUCUGGAAUGGUGGUGCCUGUCAAGAAACAGGAAUUAUUUCAGAGAAAUGAAUUGAAAACUCCUUCAAGAGGGCAACAGCCUAUUUUUCAGCCACAGACCUCCAGAUUUAAGAUGGCAGAGGAGCCAGAAAGUACUAGAGCACAUGGCCAUUAUGGUCAUUACUAUGAUAAGCUUGACAACUUGCAGAGGAAAGCUAAUGCACCUUAUGAGCUUUCUCGUAUCAGCCAAAGAGUUGAGGAAUAUUACAAAGUAAAAGGACACAUUGCAACUCCACCACCACCACUUGACUGGCCUGCAGAAUAUCUUCAAAGGCGUCUUGAAGCUCAACAGUACAAGAUUAAAGUGGAAAAACAGCUGGGACUGCGACCAUCCUCUGCUGACGUGUAUCAUGACCAAAUAGAGCAGCAGAAAGUAAAGAAAGAACAUCUCAAAAACCAUCAGCAGGACAUAUCUAGAAAGAAAGAAAUGAAAGAACAGGAGUACCUGAAACAAUUGCAGAGAAUUCGAGAAGAAUACCACCGUGGUAUAAAAGAUUUCAGAGUUAGAGCAGGAGUGCACCAGGAGAAUCGAAAAAUACAAGAUAAAACUUAUCUUGUGAGGCAAGGGAAAGCUGAGGACCAGUCUGAAAUUGAGGAUGCAGCUGGAACAGGAAAAGAAUCUCUUCAGGACAUGGAGAAAAACUUCAAACAAGUCAGACUCCAGGAUAGGCAAGACCAAAAAAUCUUAGAAAAGAAACACAACACAAAGGGAGGAGUAAAGUUUGAAAUUAAUUUAGAUGUAUGUGUUCCUGAAGAGGACAGCGUUCAAGAAGCAGAGAGUAACUUAUUGUUUUUUCAGGUACCAGAUAAACUCGGUCAGACUUUAACUUUUGUGGAUGGUGAGAAUCUUAAGGAGAACUUGGUGGAAGUUUAUGAGGAUCAUGUGGAAAGAGCUUUGGAAGAACUCUCUGCAUACCAAACAGAGUACAAAGACACAGAUGAUAGGAAAGAAAACAGAAAACAUUGGCAAGCUGGAGCCCCUCAGACACCAAUGAAUUUUUUAGCCGAUGCUGAUGUCACAUCUGUAUUACCUGCUAUGGCUGCAAAUGAACUUGCAGACCAUGCUGUUCUGCCUGAAGACAUCCCACGAAACAGGAAGCAAUGGAAACGAACACCAGCAGGGACACUCCUGAACAUAUUAGUCAAAGCAGAGCUAUCUAAUGAUUCCUUCAUGCACCUUGGAGAAGAAACAGAAGGGAGGUUAACUAUGUUGCCUCUGAAAGAAAACAAGGAAGAUGAUUCAGAACCGUACUCUGCUAUUACUAUUGAUGAAGACCGACUUGAGCCAAGAUCAGAUGAUGAAGACACAAAUUUUGAAGAUUCUGAAGAUGAACUCAGACACGAGCUGCAGGAAUCUCCGGAAAAAGUGGCAGCUUCUCCAGCAGAGAGAAACAUGGAAUCUUCCAUUCUUUCAGUAAAUAAAGAUCAAGCAGAUGAAGAAAAGAUGAGUUUACCUCACAAACUACUUGGAGGAUCUGAUGAUGAUGAUUUAGAAAAUAAUCAUGGGUCACUUAGUGUUGACAUACAUAAUGAAAAAGGCAAGCAGGAAGCCAGCACUACCUAGAACACUGGCACUGUUACUCUUUCAAAACUUGCUUGAAAUUUUAGCCACAUCAGUGACAAAAUUUAAGGAUAGCAGAUAUUAAAUGCCAAGUAAAUCAGCUGCUUUUCAACAGUGCUAAAUGCUCAAUUAAAGUUAAUAGAAGAUUGUUACUAUUUGUUUAAAAGGAAAAAAAAUCAGGCUACUUUUCAGGUGUCUAAAUGUUGAAAAAUCCUCUUCCAGACUGAAAUGCAUUUUCAUCUGUUCUAAACUUCCUGGGACAUCUCCGUCAACACUUGCUUGAGCAAAUUCCUGAUUGCAUACUCUCAUUUUUGUAUCAUGUAAGAAAAUCUCCUAGUCAGUAUACUGUAUUUCCCCAGCUCAAUCAAGUUAUUUUAAGAAGCUCUUCUAGCUUUUCAUAAUCUCUCUGUACUGCCAAUACAGUUUUGUAAUCUAUAAUUUCGUUUACAUGGUACUGACUGUACAUAAGUAUCACCAACUGCUCAGCAGUUUUAUACAGUAGCAGUUAACGGGUUUAUUAGCACCCUGAGACUUGUGCAUUACCCAGUUCCUAUGAAAAUAUGGGACAGUAGGUUCUUCCCACCUUAUCUUUUCAUAUACAAAAUUUCAUAUAAUCCAGACAAAGCACAAAAAGAAGGAAAACCACAUUCUAAAGUAUAAUUUCCGUAGCUUUUUCAUAGACUUGCAGAAUCAUUUUGGGGAGGGGGGUAAUCACUGACCUGGCCCUGCUGGCCACACUAUUUAUGAUACAGGCCAGGAUGCUGUUGACCUUCUUGGCUGCCUGGGCACUAGCUGCUCAUGCUCAGUGGUCAUCAGUCAGCACCUGAAGGUCCUUUUCCACUGAGCAGCUUUCCAGCCACUCUUCCCCAAGCCUGGAGCAUUGCAUGGGGUUGUUGUAGCCUAAGUACAGGACCCAGCACUUUGCCUUGUUGAACCUUAUCCCAUUGGCCACAGCCCAUGGAUCCGGUCUGUCCAGAUCCCUCUGUAGAGCCUUCCUACCCAAUAGCAGAUAAUGCAACACAGGAAACGUGUGAUCAGUUACUCCAGGGGAAAGAGAAAUGCAGGGUAUGUGCAAGUCUCAGGGAGACAACAAAGCUUUUCUUAGUUUGCUAAAAUAUACUGCUUCAAUGGCUCAGAAAAGGACUCUAUGUUUUUUUCAUUUCUGAUACAAAAGCAGAUGUCCAAUUUCUUAACAUUUUUUGCACAGCAUUCCGUUUUAUAAUAAACAGUAGCUUAGGGCUUUAACAUUCA
Molecule: messenger RNA, 3853 nt
Organism: Neopsephotus bourkii (Bourke's parrot)
Lineage: Eukaryota; Metazoa; Chordata; Aves; Psittaciformes; Psittacidae
Gene: NEK5
Product: NIMA related kinase 5
Exons: 22
Coding region: 185-2605 (806 amino acids)
Biological process (GO): protein phosphorylation
Molecular function (GO): ATP binding; protein kinase activity
Source: RefSeq, a predicted model, not a curated record